Messenger RNA from Colletotrichum karsti, 837 nucleotides. RefSeq lists its product as uncharacterized. Bases 1 to 837 code for a protein of 278 amino acids. The record is from RefSeq and is a predicted model, not a curated record. The transcript is spliced from 2 exons. NCBI's taxonomy places the organism in Eukaryota, Fungi, Ascomycota, Sordariomycetes, Glomerellales, Glomerellaceae.
AUGCCUUCGUCACGCAGACUCUCCUGGAACGGCGAGUUCCCCGAAAACUUCCAGUUAUUGAGAAUUGGCAGACGGGAAUCAACAUCGACGAGCCGGUACCAUGGACGCGAGAGAGGUAUCGUCUAUCGCCACCACAAUGAAGUUCCCACUAGAGAGAUCGCAGCUUGCGGCGAUGUCUGGGAGAAGCUCGGCCAGACCCUGGGUCCCAACUUCAAGUUCGAGGACGUCAACGUCAACGGCCUUUGGGAUCUGGUAUUCGAAGAUGGCUGGACCACCGCCGAUUCGGUCGGCAAGCGGCCCUUCCCGGCUCCCCGAGACGACAGCCAGCUGGUCGUCAUGGUUGGCAGAUGGAAGGCGCAUCUCCCCAAGGCAUCGGCCGACAUGCCCGACAUCGCUGAAAGACGCCGCUGGGCAAAAGCUUUCGUCAAAUUCUCUUGCAUCAACGACGGCCACAGCUUCUCGUCCACAUUCAUGUUCUGCGACCGCUGGGGCCAUGAAGCUCCUCAGUCGUACAUCGACUUCGACUACUCCGAGCACGCCAAUUACUUCGGCAAAGCGGUCGAGAAGUUCGAGAAGCACGAGGUGAACCGUCUGAAGACCUACAACGAGGACUUGGCCGUGUACAUCGUUCGUCGCCGCCUGCAGGUUUGGGCUCAGCACGGCUUCAAGCUCCCCUGCGCCGGCCCGUACAGCCGCGACGACGAGGACGUCCGCACUUACAGGGAUGACGCUGCGGAUAUGGAGGAGUUCCGCGGACUGGCGUGGCCCCUGGGCACGCUUCAGUUGAUGGCGAACGCUCUUACCCAGUUUGAGGAUAUCAAGGUGGCCAAGUUCUGA